This is a messenger RNA of Prorocentrum cordatum, 1599 nucleotides long. The record is from the annotation of a GenBank genome assembly. NCBI's taxonomy places the organism in Eukaryota, Dinophyceae, Prorocentrales, Prorocentraceae.
GACGACGACGGGCAGGCGUACGGCGAGCUCCCCUCGGCGGCCAGCGCUGGCGCAGGCGCCGGCUCGGCGGCCGCUCGCGCAGGCGCCGCGCGAUCCGCGCGGGAGCAAGACUGGCGCCCGGAGCCCGCGGGCCAGGCCGCCGAGGAGGCCUCGGUGGACGACCUGCCGAUGACGCAGGCCUACCCCGAGUCACUCCUGCGGCUUCCGCCGCUGGGGGCCUCGCCGGAGGACCUGCCGCAGACCCAGGCCUACUCCGACUCCUGCCCGCUGGUCUUCCCGCUGGAGCCGAGCCACGCGAGCGCCGGCGCGAAGCGGCUCCGCAGGACCGCUCCCGAGGAGAAGCGCGUGCUGAUCGAGCGCGCGGCACGGGAGGACACCCCGCCGCAGGACCUGGCGGACGACGUCCCGCAGACGCAGGCCUACUCCGACUCCUGCACGCUGGUCUUCCCGCUGGAGCCGCGCAGCUCGAGCGCGAGCACCGGCGAGAGCGCCGGCGCGAGGCCACUCCGCAGGACCGCUCCCGAGGAGAAGCGCGUGCCGAUCGAGCGCGCGGCGCCGGAGGGCGCUCCGCCGCAGGACCUGGCGGCCGACGCCGACGUCCCGCUGACGCAGGCCUACUCGGACUCCUGCCCGCUGGUCUUCCCGCUGGAGCCGAGCCACGCGAGCGCCGGCGCGAAGCGGCUCCGCAGGACCGCUCCGGAGGAGAAGCACGUGCUGAUCGAGCGCGGGGCGCCAGAGGACACCCCGCCGCAGGAGGCCGACGACGUCCCGCUGACGCAGGCCUACUCGGACUCCUGCCCGCUGCUCUUCCCGCCGCCCAGCACCGGCAGCGCAGGCGCCAGCGGGACCAGCACCAGGCGGGCCGCGGCCGAAGAGCCGUGGCGGCUUCCUGGCGCUCCUGCCCGCGACGCCGCGCUGGACGACUUCCCGCAGACCCAGGUCUACUCGGACUCCUGCCAGCUGCUCUUCCCGCCAGGGGCGGGCGGCGCGGGCGCGAGCGCGGAGCACCUGCAGCAGGCGCACCCCGAGGAUCGGAAGCGCGUGCUGGGCGAGGACGCGGCGCAGGCCUCGGCGGAGGACGCCCUCCCGGCGUGGCCGCGCGGACCGGGCGCCGGCGCGAAGCGGCUCCGCAGGACCGCUCCCGAGGAGAAGCGCGUGCUGAUCGAGCGCGGGGCACUGGAGGAUCAUCGGGGAUAACCCGCCGCAGGACCUGGCGGACGACGUCCCGCCGACGCAGGCCUACUCCGACUCCUGCCCGCUGCUCUUCCCGGCGUGGCCGGGCGGGCCGGGCGCCGGCGCGCCGCCGGGCGCCCCGAGCGAGGAGGUCGAGCAUGCGCGUGCGGGGAGAGGGGCCUUGGGCCCCUUUCGGCCCCCGCCCCUCCCCCUGCGAGGCCUAGGCGGCUUCUCACCCUUGCCCUCCUGGCGGGGGCCCGUGUCGGGGGGGGUGGCCCCCACUGCGUGCCUCGGGCGCGCGCGCGCGGCCGCGGCCGCGCGAACGGCUUCGUCUAUUAGACAUCGAGCCGCGAGCGAAGCGAAGCGAAGCAUGCGCGUGCAAGAGUGGCCCCUCGCGGGGCAGGCCUCUGGUGCGAGCCUCCUGUU